Molecule: messenger RNA, 1470 nt
Organism: Aegilops tauschii subsp. strangulata
Lineage: Eukaryota; Viridiplantae; Streptophyta; Magnoliopsida; Poales; Poaceae
Product: peroxidase 47
Biological process (GO): response to oxidative stress; hydrogen peroxide catabolic process
Molecular function (GO): peroxidase activity; heme binding
Source: RefSeq, a predicted model, not a curated record
ACCUAUCCAUCCGAACCACAAUGGGCAAGGCCACGAUGAACAUCAAGCGGCAGCAUUCCACUAAUGUCACGACUGCUGCCCUAGCGUCCGUGCUGAUGCUGCUCCUGGCUGCGGCCGGCAGCGUAGCCGCACAAGGAAGAGGAGGAGGCGGAGGAUAUGGUGGUGGUGGAGGGUAUGGAGGAGGAGGAUAUGGUGGUGGUGGUGCUGGCUAUGGAGGAGGAGGAGGAGGAGGCUACGGUGGUGGCGGUGGGUACGGAUACGACGGUGGAUACGGUGACUAUGGACAAGGGGGCGGGGGCGGAGGAGGCGGCAUGGGCCCUCCCGGUGGUGAGGGUCUGAGCAUGGAGUACUACUCCAUGACGUGCCCGUACGCCGCCGAGAUCGUGCGCGACGUGGUCAGCGCCGCGCUUGCCAAGGACCCCACCCUCGCCGCGUCCCUGCUCCGGCUCCACUUCCACGACUGCUUCGUCCGCGGCUGCGACGCCUCUGUGCUCCUCGACUCCACCAAAGCCCACGGCACCGCCGAGAAGGACGCGCUCACCAACAAGUCUCUCCGGGGCUUCGAGGUCAUCGACGCCAUCAAGGCCGCCCUGGAGGCGCAGUGCCCCGGCACAGUCUCCUGCGCCGACGUGCUCGCCUUCGCCGCCCGGGACUCCGUCUACAUGGCCGGCGGGCCCUACUACGACGUGCCCACAGGCCGCAGGGACGGCUCCCUCUCCCGCGCCGACGACACCUCCGCGCUCCCCGCCGCCACGCUCAAGGCGGCCGAGCUCAUCAAGGUGUUCGUCGGCGACCACGGCUUCACGGUGCCGGAGCUGGUCGCGCUCUCCGGCGGCCACACGCUGGGCCAGGCCCAUUGUGCCAACUUCAAGAACCGGCUCAGCGGCUUCGGCAAGGCCGGUAACGGGGUCGACCCCACGCUGGAGGCCGGGAUGGCGGCGUCCCUGGCCAAGACCUGCAAGGCCGCCGGCGACGGCGGCACGGCCAAGCUCGACGCCACCAGCAACGCCUUCGACGUGGAGUAUUUCAAGGGCCUGCAGACCAGGAGGGGGCUGCUGACGUCCGACCAGACGCUGCUCACCGGGUCGCCGGAGACGGCCAUGUAUGUGAACCAGUUCGCCGAGAGCCCGGACGCCUUCUUCGAGACGUUCGUGCAGGGGAUGGGGAGGAUGGGGCAGCUGGACCUCAACCCCGACGGCAACGUCAGGCUCAACUGCAGGGCCCUCAACUAGCUAGCCCGUACGUAUAUAUAUCGAUCGGCAUGCAAGAUAAGUACUCCUAUAUAUAGGCAUGAUGACCAGGCCAAUAAUAAUAAGCCUACACGUACGUAUGCAUGCGUACUCAUUGCAUGUAAAAACGUGCUAGGUAGGUAGGUGUAACCCCCGUAUAUGAUUGAUGCAUAAUGUGUACACUUGAACUUCUGCAAUGCAUGCAAAGCAUGAUCAAAGAAACGGACUUGUCAAAGGAGGA